GUUCAGCGUCAUAGUACCAAACUAACCGCAGGUGCACCUGCCGACCCUCAACAUACUCCUCCUGCAACCUCCAUCGACGAAGCCACGUGUACUGGCGCUUCGCCUUCAACUCUGCUCUCCCGCUUCUCACACACGCACUUGGGAAACGCACAGCGUUCAUCAUCAUGGCUCAGGAUCCACGUGCGCUGCUGCAAAAGGCCGAGAAGGCGCUUCAAGGCGCUGGGGGUGGCUUCAGCUUCUUCGGCGGGCGCGAAGAAAAAUUUCAGAAUGCCGCCGAGCUGUUUGUUCAGGCCGCCAACGCCUUCAAGAUGCAGAAGCAGAAUGUCGAGGCCGGCAAAGCCUUUGAACAGGCCGCGCAAAUACAGACCAACAAGCUCAACGAGCCCGACGACGCCGCCAACACCCUCGUCGACGCAUUCAAGGCGUACCGCAAGGAGGACCCCCAAGCUGCGGCGCGGUGCCUCAAUGUCGCCAUCGACCGAUACUGCUCAAAGGGCAACUUCCGCAGGGCGGCCACGCACAAGGAGAGCCUGGGCGAGCUAUACGACCAAGAUCUGGGCGACACCAAGAGCGCGCUUGAGGCCUACGAGGCGGCAGCAGGGUGGUACGAGGGCGAUAACGCCAACGCCCUUGCCAACAAGCUGUGGCUCAAGGUGGCCGACGUCGCCGCGCUCGAUGGCGACUACAACAAGGCCAUUGACAACUACGAAAAGGUGGCCGAGCAGUCCAUCAACAACAACCUCAUGAAGUACAGCGUCAAGGAGUACCUGCUCAAGGCGGGCAUUUGCCAUCUUGCCAGCGGAGACCUGGUGGCGGCGCAGCGCGCAAUCGAGCGCUACCGCGAGCUCGACCCGGCUUUCGCGACGCAGCGCGAGCACAUGCUUCUCGUGGACCUGUGCGAGGCGGUCGAAGCAAAGAGCCAAGAACAGUUUUCGGAUAAGCUGUUCCAGUACGACCAAGUCAGCAAGCUGGACAAGUGGAAGACGACGAUUCUCGUGCGGGUCAAGAAUUCCAUUGAAGAGGCUGACGACGAGUUUGCGUAAGCUGGGGAGAGGCGCAGGCAGGGUGCGGCUGCCAAGACAACAUUGAUACCGGGCGUUGGACGUAUGAUUCAAGGCUAUUGCUUCAGGGAUGUGACUACACUGGAUGAGUUGGGACGAAUGGGCGGAUCAUGUAGAGCAAAUGGGCGGUUCCCACGCAUCACAUAACAAAUGCCGAUCAGUGCUUGGCUGUAUUUUACUGAUGGUGACGAUGGAUGCGCGGGCAGGGGCAAAUUUCAUGAACUGAGUCGAGCUCGAGGCAGUGAUUCUAUGUCCCGGGAGGAAGCGAAAGACAAGACUUGAGCAGCAGUGGGCAGCAAGGUAUUAUGGCUAGUCGUCGUGCUGGCGCAUCGAGUUGAAUUCGU
Messenger RNA from Purpureocillium takamizusanense, 1405 nucleotides. It is a transcript of the gene SEC17, whose product is annotated as vesicular-fusion protein S17. Gene Ontology annotation, molecular function: soluble NSF attachment protein activity; syntaxin binding. Lineage: Eukaryota; Fungi; Ascomycota; Sordariomycetes; Hypocreales; Ophiocordycipitaceae. Gene Ontology annotation, biological process: intracellular protein transport; SNARE complex disassembly. The transcript has 4 exons. The record is from RefSeq and is a predicted model, not a curated record. Gene Ontology annotation, cellular component: SNARE complex; vacuolar membrane. Bases 165 to 1043 code for a protein of 292 amino acids.